GCUAGCUCCGCCCAAUGCGCCUUUUUUCCUGCCCCCGGCUCUUUCACUCUUAGUCCCAUCCCGGCGGCCUUUGCGUGAGCAAAAUGGCAGCCCCCUUGCCGCGGGGUUUGUCUUGCUUAUCCAGGGCUUUAGGAUGGUGGUCUUGGCAGCCAGUCCUGGUGACUCAGUCAACAACAGUAGUUCCAGUGAGAACCAAAAAACGUUUCACACCCCCUGCUUAUAAACCCAAAUACAAAUCAGAAAAGGAGUUUAUAAAAUAUGCACGGAAAGCAGGACUGGUGAUUCCUCCCGAACGUUUGGAGCGUCCUAUACAUCUGGCCUGUACAGCUGGUAUCUUUGACGCCUAUGUUCCUCCUGAGGGUGAUGCCCGAAUAUCAUCUCUUUCUAAGGAAGGACUGGCACAGAGAACUGAGCGGUUAAAGAAGAAUGUGGCAUCGCAAUUGUCAAUCCGGAAGAUAAAAGAAAGUGAUCCUAAUUUUAAAAUAAAGGACUUCCCUGAAAAAGCCAAGGAUAUCUUCAUUGAAGCUCACUUGUGUUUAAACAACUCAGACCAUGAUCGACUUCAUACUUUGGUAACUGAAAACUGUUUUCCGGACAUGGUCUGGGACAUCAAAUAUAAGACUGUCCGCUGGAGCUUCGUAGAGUCUUUAGAGCCACCCCAGGUGGUACAGGUUCGCUGUUCAAAUCUGCUGAACCAGGGCAACGCGUAUGGCCAGAUCACUGUCCGCAUGCACACCCGGCAGACUCUGGCCAUCUAUGACCGGUUUGGCCGGUUGAUGUAUGGACAGGAAGAUGUGCCCAGGGAUGUCCUGGAGUAUGUUGUCUUUGAAAAGCACCUGGUGAACCCCUAUGGGAGCUGGAGAAUGCAUGGCAAGAUCAUUCCCCCAUGGGCACCGCCUAAGCAGCCCAUCCUUCAGACGGUGAUGAUCCCUGGCCCCCAGCUGAAACCCUGGGAAGAGUAUGAAGAUCCACAGGGAGAGGCCUGUAAGCCUCAGCUAGCCUGAUGGCAAAAAUGACUCCGGGGGUGAAGCGUGGGUGGUCAGGUGGCUGGAAGCUGUGAAGUCUGGGAGUCUGGGAGCUGUGAAAUCAUGCAUCUUCCUCAUGCUCUAGGAAGAACUGCCUUUGUUCUCUCUUGACCUGCUUGGGUCUUUUUAGCAGUCUUGUCCUCAAUAACCACUGCUGGUGGCUGGGCCCUGGUGGGUGGCUGCUAUGCACAGCCAUGGACCCACUUCUUUUUUAAAUCUUAUAUCUAGUUUCUGAGUCCAGAUAAAAGACAGCAUGUUUCAGAGAAUAUCUGAUAGCUUUUCCCACAGCAAGAAGUGUUGGGAGCAAACUGGUAGAACUUUCUUUAUAAUUACAGGGCAGGGAUUAGAGUUUGAAAUAAAGCUCUGUGGGGUGUUGGACCAAU
Camelus dromedarius (Arabian camel) is the source of this 1408-nucleotide messenger RNA. It is a transcript of the gene MRPL45, whose product is annotated as mitochondrial ribosomal protein L45. NCBI's taxonomy places the organism in Eukaryota, Metazoa, Chordata, Mammalia, Artiodactyla, Camelidae. Gene Ontology annotation, cellular component: mitochondrion. Bases 84 to 1004 code for a protein of 306 amino acids. The transcript has 8 exons. The record is from RefSeq and is a predicted model, not a curated record.